Molecule: messenger RNA, 1341 nt
Organism: Entrophospora sp. SA101
Lineage: Eukaryota; Fungi; Glomeromycota; Glomeromycetes; Entrophosporales; Entrophosporaceae
Source: the annotation of a GenBank genome assembly
AUGAACCACUUAAAAGCCAAAAAGUUAGCCGAAGCCGAACGAGAGCAAGAAAAAAUAAAUAAUCCUGGUAAUUGCCAAAGUCCUAGCUGCCAAACCAAAAUAAAGAAAGGGCAAUAUUGCUCGCCCUGCUUGAAAAAGUCAAUUGACGAAACAUUUAAAAGGAGUCAAGAAAAAAGUGCGGAGUUAAACAAUAUACUCGAUGAUAAUGAAGAAAGCAAUAAAAACUUACGGGAAGCCCUGCUUGAUUAUUUAGCCCAGUUGGAACAGAAAGGUAAAAACAGAAGUUUCGAAGAAAUUGAGGCAGAAAUGAGACAAAACGAAGCAGAAAUAGCCCGAAUUAAACAGCAAAUCGCGGACAACGAGCGAAAUAAAGGCAAUGAUUCUCCUAAUGACCCACCAGGAGAUAAUAAUCCUCCUCCUACUAACGAUUCUCCUUCUAAUCCUAUUACUCCUCCCUCUCCAUCCGUUUCUGCUCCGCUAAACAAUAAUCCUUCUUCCCCAACUGCUAAUAACCAAAGUAAUAUUAAAUGCUGUAAUUGUAAAAAAUACUUCAAUUAUGGUGAUAAUACGCAUUAUUUUCCCCAAAAGCCCGAUAAAAAGUGGUGUGAUGCUUGCGACCCCGAAGCCAAGAUAAUCUUUCCAGCUAUCCAACAAAUAAUUCAAGGUCAGGAGAUAAAUAUUGACAAUUUAAAUAUUUCGUUCCAAAAUAAACAAGUAUUAAAAAUCGCUGCUCGAAUUGUCAAAGGUCAAAAGGUAGACAUAGAUGAUAUGAUUGGGAUUGAUGAUGAGGAAAAACAAGAGUUAAAAGAACUUCAAAGAUUAGUUCAGAGUGGUCAAAUACCAACUUCCACUAAUAAUCCACAAAAGAAAGUUAAAGAAUUGAAAAAAGCUGAAAACCAACUAAUUUAUUUGGAAGCCAUUUCCAAAAGGUCCAAAGACUUUCAUAUCAAAGAAGCCUUAAUUCGUUAUUUAGAGGACGUGGAAGACCUUCGGAUUGCUUUGGAAAGACUAGAAAAAGGGGGCAAAACUUAUACUUCCGAGGAGGCAAUUUGGAAAGGUGAAGCGGUAGAGGACUUAGCCAAAAUUGACCGAACCAUAGCUCAAAAGAUUUUUGACAAGGUAGAAAAUUAUCUAAUUAAAAAUCCCACGGAAUAUGGCAAGCCCUUAGUUGCUAACGAUAUCAAACUAGAUAAAAUUUUGUUGGAGGAAGAAAAAGAACUAACCAGCGAAUAUCUUCAACUAGAAAAAGAACGAAAAAACCUAGCGGCGGUAAUUCAGUGUCAGGCUCGCACUAAUGAAAUUCUGACUCGCCAAGAAGAAAUAAACAAAAUAAACUUAUAA